Leucoraja erinaceus (little skate) is the source of this 3355-nucleotide messenger RNA. It is a transcript of the gene nsmfb, whose product is annotated as NMDA receptor synaptonuclear signaling and neuronal migration factor b. Bases 123 to 1655 code for a protein of 510 amino acids. The transcript is spliced from 15 exons. Gene Ontology annotation, molecular function: protein binding. The record is from RefSeq and is a predicted model, not a curated record. Gene Ontology annotation, cellular component: nucleus; cytoplasm. NCBI's taxonomy places the organism in Eukaryota, Metazoa, Chordata, Chondrichthyes, Rajiformes, Rajidae. Gene Ontology annotation, biological process: positive regulation of neuron migration; regulation of neuronal synaptic plasticity.
GGGUCUGUAGUUCCGUGUGUGGGUCAGUGUGUGUGCGGGACAUGGGCGCGGGGUCCCGGGGGCUGCGGGCCGGGUGGGCGCGGCUGGGGCGAUGAUUGCCGGCGGGCCGGACAGUAUCGAGGAUGGGCAGCGCCGUGUCCAAGCGCAGACCCCCGCGGAGCGGCGCCGUCUCCCCGCCUGAACCCUCGCUCCGAGCAGCCCAGGUGUUUGGCGAGUACCUGUCGCAGAGUGAAGCCGCUUCCAGCAGCGCCAAAGUGCCAGAACCACUGGUGGUAGAGUCCCCGAUGGGAUUGGAGGAUGUGUCGCAGCUGCAGCUGCCGGUGCAGAACAAGCGUCGCCUGUCGACGAUCUCGCAGAGCCGGCUGGAGCGCAGCUUCUCUGAGGAGGGGGCGGACAAGCCGGCGGAGACACAGAAGGCCCGGGUGUACACCAUCUCUGGGGAGAGCCAGCUGGUGUCGGAGAGGGACAGCGAGGGGGCACGGCCGGCCAAGGCUGGGUCACAGGGACCCUGCGGCACCCACACCAUCGCUGCCCGGGGCUGGGCUGCUGCCAGGGCCGGCUCCAAGGACUGUCCCAACUGUGCCCGAGCCCCCAUCAUCUCCCAGCAGACCUUUGACCUGGAGCAGGCGUCCUCCCGAGAGCCCGCACGGCAUCGCAAGAAGCUGGAACGCAUGUACAGCGUGGACAGGGUGUCAGACGAUGUACCAAUCCGCACUUGGUUUCCUAAAGAAAACCUGUUCAACUUUCAUUCGGCCACGACCACAAUGCAGGCGGCUUUCCGCGGCUACACAGAGAGGAAGAGGAGGAAGCGUGAGAACGAGUGUGCUGCUGUCAUCCAGAGAAAUUUCCGUAAGCACCUGCGAAUGGUUGGGAGUCGAAGAAUUCGAGGUCAGAGUUUUUGUGAACGACAUGAGAAGAAUCUUGGCCGCUCCUGGAGUGACCCCACGCCAGUCAAGCCUGACGUGAUGUGUGAAACUCGAGAGAGCCAGGAGCUGCAGAGCGUGUGUGCUGCUUCGGACGAUGACUUUGACGAUCUUAGCUGGGAGGCCGAGAAGGAGCUGGAGCUAAUGUCCUGUGACGGUGAAGACUUUGUCCCGCCCAAGAUUAUGCUGAUUUCAUCCAAGGUGCCCAAGGCUGAGUACAUCCCGACCAUUAUCCGCAGAGACGAUUCCUCCAUUGUCCCCAUCCUCUAUGACCAUGAACACGCUACAUUUGAUGACAUCUUGGAGGAGAUAGAGAAGAAGCUGACCACGUAUCGGAGAGGCUGCAAGAUCUCCAAGCUGCUGAUCUUCUGCCAGGGGGGUCCAGGUCAUCUGUACCUGCUGAAAAACAAGGUUGCCACCUUUGCCAAAGUGGAGAAGGAAGAGGAUUUAAUUCUGUUUUGGAAGCGACUCAGCAGGAUGAUGAGCAAGAUCAACACUGAGGCCAACGUGAUCCACGUGAUGGGCUGCUACAUCCUGGGCAACCCCAACGGAGAAAAGCUUUUCCAGAGUCUAAAGAAUCUGAUGAGGCCCCAUCGCAUCUCCUUUGAGUCUCCGUUGGAACUUUCUGCUCAAGGCAAGCGAAUGAUCGAGACGUACUUUGAUUUUCGUCUCUAUAGACUGUGGAAAUCCAGGCAGCACUCCAAGUUACUGGACUAUGAUGACAUCUUGUGAGGAAAAGGAAGAUGGAAUUGGAAUCAUCAAUUGUAACUGCUCCCAUUUGAGAAAGCCACCUCUUCAGUGAAGGUGGCGGAGUGUCCGUGAUGGGACGGAGGAGAACCUGAAUACGCCUCUGUUGUAUCUUCUUCAGAGGAAGAUCGGGUUAUUGGAAGUCCUGGAUAGGAAUGGAUCGGAGCCAUCCGGGAGCUUUGUCGCGUUGAGCAGAUGAAGCAGGAGUAUGGAUUUUACGCAAGGCCAACCCUGGUCAAGGCAGGAGUGUGUCGGGUUAACAUUUUUUCACCCCCACCCUCCUUGGGCAAAGGAUGGGCUGUUGGGAUCCUGGCGGAGCCAGAGUGAGCCAUACGAGGUUCUAUGAUGGUUCUAUGGGCUUGAAGGGUGCGUGGGUCAGGACCACCAGCUCGCUGGCCUCAGGCAUUCUCAGCGGAAGCCAACUUUGUGAGAAGUAAAGUAGUGGAAGGUUUUAUUAAUGAAUAUAAGUACAAUGGACUUUUACUUGAAUAGUGCUAAUUAUACAAGUUAGUUAAUAAGAGUCUCUCAGUAGUUAGGAGGAUAUUUCAUCUAUUUGAGAGUGUAGUGCAGUGGGUUCCAUUAACAUUUAGUUGACCACUCUGGCAGUGGCAAGCAAGAGACUGAAGGCUUCACUAGGUUGAGAAUCGCACUCUUUGGGCGAAAACAUCCACAAUUAAGUAUUCUUAAUGUCUUUACUUUAUUGGCUGCAGCUGGAACACUAGUGGUGAUAGAGUGGUGUGGAAAUAAGAGUCAUGUGGGAUUUGUUGUUCUUGGAACAAAGCUAGCUGUCGGCAGGAUGUGGAAAUUGGCAAGAUUGAAGUUGCUGGUGAAAUGUGCAACAUGAGAGAACAUUGAGUAUUAGCAAUGAUGGGAGGCUCAUCUUCCCAGGGUGAACUUCACCUGAUGCAUUGUGAACGCCAACAGCAGUGUCUUCAUUUAAUUACAGACACUCUAAUGGCCUUUGAUGGCCAAUAUGAUGGUCUUUGUUGUUCAAUUCUGAUUUCUGAAUGGAUUUUACUUCCAAGAUUACUCCAUUGCGCAAAGUCUGAACAUGAAGUGUUGACUUUUUUAUUGAUUGACGCACUGGGAUUGAUUUGAUUUAAAGAUUAUUUAUCCUCGAUCCAAUUACAUUGAUGUAGCCAGUAGCAUUCUUAAAAUGGUGGCGUGGCAGAAUUAAGGAGGUGUUUUACUGUUGUGACUUAGGCUAGGAUCUCUAGAUUAGGAACUGUCCUCUAUUUAGGAUAUUGUAGUUCAAGGGUUUGGUUAAAGAAUAUUCCUAGAAGUGUUGCGAUGUAGUCUAGCCGUUGAGAGAGGGAACUGGGCAAAUUGAUUUUCAGGUAUCCCACUCACCGUUAGUUCUUGGUGUAAGACUGUUUCAAGCAGUCAGAGUGAAUUCUUUAUUAAUGUCAAUAGUGGGACUUAUCUCAGUAGCUAAAUUGUUCUCUCCGAGUUCAAUGUUCGUGUGGAAGGACAAGAGGCACUGAUGACUCAAACCUUCCUAAACCCAAUGAAUUUCGGGUUUGUGACCAUCAGAUAUGUUCUUCAAUCAGAAUUUCCUUGGUAUAAAUCCUUAAACUAUAGAAUACGAUGUUAUCGUGCGGGUAUAAUGUUGAUUGUACCAAAUGGUUUUUAUUUCCCCAUUUGAAGCAACCAAUUUUCCAUUAAAAAAACGUUCAUUUUCCGUA